Molecule: messenger RNA, 1064 nt
Organism: Phalaenopsis equestris
Lineage: Eukaryota; Viridiplantae; Streptophyta; Magnoliopsida; Asparagales; Orchidaceae
Product: probable prolyl 4-hydroxylase 9
Exons: 7
Coding region: 76-960 (294 amino acids)
Biological process (GO): peptidyl-proline hydroxylation to 4-hydroxy-L-proline
Cellular component (GO): endoplasmic reticulum
Molecular function (GO): iron ion binding; procollagen-proline 4-dioxygenase activity; L-ascorbic acid binding
Source: RefSeq, a predicted model, not a curated record
GUACGAUUGGUCGAGUCUUCAACGAGAAGCACCGGAACCCGUCAUCCCCCACCGCGGUCGGCGGGGAAUCCCACCAUGAAAGCCAGUGGGAAAAGAUCGCUGUGGAGAAAGAAGGUGGGACUUCCCAUCGCACUCUUCUCUUCUUCCGUCUUCUUCCUUGCCGGCUUCUAUGGAUCCAUACUCUUCUCCCUGAAUCCCACGUCUGACAGUGAGAGCGUCCACCGUGCCAAGUUCAUCGAGUUUCCAGACGGAGGAGAGGCUAACAUGGCUGCGAUGCCCCACGGGGAAACCGGAGAGCCUCGCUAUUAUUCUAUUCCUUUUCAGGUUUUAAGCUGGAAACCACGAGCAGUAUAUUUUCCCAAGUUUGCAACAGCAGAGCAAUGUCAGGCAAUAAUAAAAAUUGCCAGGUCAAAGCUAAAACCAUCCUCCCUAGCCCUGCGCAAGGGAGAAACUGAGGAGAGCACAAAAGGGAUAAGAACAAGUUCAGGUACAUUUCUAAGUGCAUCUGAAGAUCCAACAGAAACCUUAAAAUACAUUGAGGAGAAGAUUGCCAGAGCAACAAUGAUCCCAAGAGAUCAUGGAGAGGCCUUCAAUAUUCUUCGAUAUGAGAUUGGACAGAAGUAUGCUUCUCACUAUGAUUCAUUCGACCCAUCUGAGUAUGGUCCACAGAAAAGCCAAAGAGUAGCGUCGUUCCUGUUGUAUCUAUCGGAUGUCGAGGAGGGUGGAGAAACAAUGUUUCCUUUUGAGAAUGCAAAUAUCGAUUUUAGUUACGAUUACCGGAAAUGCAUUGGCUUAAAAGUUAAACCGCAGCAAGGAGAUGGUCUUCUAUUUUAUUCAUUGUUCACAAAUGGAACAAUUGACCCGACUUCUCUUCAUGGCAGUUGUCCAGUGAUAAAAGGAGAGAAAUGGGUUGCCACGAAAUGGCUCAGAAAUACUAAUAAUAAGAAUGCUUUCAGGUAGAAUUAUUAGUUUACAGGGAUUUAAUUUACAUAUCAAUAUUCUGAAGAUAUUUUUUUUUAUAUAGAGAGAAAUGGCUUGUUUACACCAAAUAUAUAUAUAUAUAU